CGGAAAUGGUUGUAGAGGAACAUGGCGUUGCUGGUGCGAGUCCUUAUCCCUGUAGCAGUUGUGGAUGGAUCAGUCAGACGGCUGAGAUUCAAGUCCUGAAGGCCAGUCAGAAGCUACUCAAGCAAUCCUGGAAGAAGUGAGGAAGGCCUGUACUAAGAGGGGAAAGUGUGGUUAAAGAGGAAGGGAUGAUUUCAACAGAGGAACCGGAUUAACAUUUCCCAGUGGUUUCCAGUAUGCAGCCGAUUGGUACCUGUGUAUUCUACACAGGGACAGUGGGGCAGGGCUCUGUCUGGUACUUUCCAGUGGCCUCAGAUGAGCCAGUCCCUAGAAUGUGGUGGAUCAGAACAGAUUCCUGGGAUAGAUGUUCAGUGGAGUAGGAAGUAUCACACCACAAAUAAGCUUUCUACUACCAAGGAUUCCCCACAGCCUGUUGAGGAGAAGGUUGGUGCCUUCACGAAGAUAAUAGAAGCCAUGGGAUUUACAGGACCUUUGAAAUACAGUAAAUGGAAGAUUAAGAUUGCGGCCCUGCGCAUGUAUACUAGCUGUGUGGAGAAAACUGACUUCGAGGAAUUCUUUCUAAGGUGUCAGAUGCCUGAUACAUUCAAUUCAUGGUUUCUCAUAACUCUGCUUCACGUCUGGAUGUGUCUAGUCCGAAUGAAGCAGGAAGGCCGGAGUGGGAAAUAUAUGUGUCGGAUCAUAGUUCAUUUUAUGUGGGAGGAUGUUGAGCAGCGUGGCAGAGUCAUGGGGGUUAAUUCUUAUAUCUUGAAGAAGAACAUGAUCCUUAUGACAAAUAAUUUCUAUGCAGCAAUCUUGGGAUAUGAUGAGGGGAUCCUUUCAGAUGACCAUGGGCUGGCUGCUGCCCUCUGGAGAACCUUCUUCAACCAAAAAUGUGAAGACCCUCGGCAGCUUGAAUUGUUGGUGGAGUAUGUGAGGAAACAGAUGCAGUACUUGGACUCCAUGAAUGGUGAGGAUCUGCUUCUGACGGGGGAGGUGAGCUGGCGCCCUCUUGUGGAGAAGAAUCCUCAGAGCAUCCUGAAGCCCCAUUCCCCAACUUACAACGAUGAGGGUCUUUGAUGGGGGCUGGUGUCUCUGAACAGCUGGCCCGCUGGCUUUGAGGAACUGCCAGGAGAGAGGUGCUUGUUUGGCCCGGAACCCUGCAGAAAGUGGCCUGAACUGACCUUUGAACGGCAUCUGUCAAAUACCUGGCCCCAUUUGUGUUGAUUAUCCUCUUAGUAUGCCCAGGAGUCUGAUCUGGUGGGGUACUGUGCUGGGAGAACCCUUGGCUCUUCUGAGGUAUCCUACCCCCCCGCCCCAGGAGAAGCCUGGAGCAAGAGCUCCCCAGCACACACUCCCCUGGUCCCCUCCAGGAACUGUGAUUGACAGCUUUUCCCAAAGGCCGCAGAGGGAUGGGGAUAGGUCAGCAAGGGGACACUUCCACCAAGGGCCCACCGUGGCCAAGGGGCAGUUUGGAAUGCUGCUGAGUCAAGACGGGUAACCACGCUCUGUCCUCCGGCUUUGAGCCAUGGAGUUGAGUUGGCCAUUAAAAGAUACAGAGACUUAUCUCUGCCAUGGCUCGUCUUUAUUCCAGGGUUUUUAGAAACCUACCUGAGAUGGCAGUUGCCAUAAGCUGAGGACCACCACCCAGCUCAGUUCGAGGCAGGGAGGGCGAGAGGGUCAGGAGGGUCUCUGUUGCUCCUUUUGUCUCUAGUUCACGGAGAUGUCACUGUUCUGGCCAAGGCCUAGCCUGCCAGGCUCCAUCCUCUGGGACCCAGAAGGCCUCUGAUGGCCAAGGGGCUUGUCACAUCCUGAGUCAUUUGGAAAGAAGCCCCAAGAACAUAGGUCCCAUUGUCACGAGGGGAGGAACAUGCCGUCUUUCCUCUGUUGACUCCCUUGAUGUGAGAUACUGGGGAGAAGAGAAAAUUCUCUCUGGCUUCAUUGUACCGUCCCAGGGCCGAGCCCCGUGCCCAGCUUCCUAGCCCCGUCCCAACUUCUGGAGCGUGCGCUGCAGAGCCAGCUCGGUCUGUGCACUUGAGGAUCAGUCCCCUCCUUCCUGAGUGUGGGCCAUCUCUUGGGGGAUUUUCUUUACAUGGAAGAAAGGGGGCGGGGAACCAUAGUGCCCCUCCUUCCCCCAUCAAACUUCCUUCAUUUAACUUGCUAUAAAAUGAGUCAUAUAAAGAAAUUCUAUAUGGGUGAGGUAUAUCCCACUUCUGUGAAAACAUUACAAAUCAGACCGCUUUCUCAGAGUUUAUUUAAGAUGCUUUUGUUGCAAGCGGAGUUCUAGAGUGAAGCCCCCUCUGUGUGUGUGAGAUAGUAACACCUUGUAACUCAUUACAGCUGGGCACUAUUUACAUAAACCAGAGCUGAGCCAGGCAGGAAUUUGCUGAUUAAUUUAUUUUUAAUGGAGUGAAGUAUACCAUGCACCAAAAUAAACUUUACUGUGUGUACCUAA
Callorhinus ursinus (northern fur seal) is the source of this 2449-nucleotide messenger RNA. RefSeq names its product ubiquinol-cytochrome c reductase complex assembly factor 1 (gene UQCC1). Gene Ontology annotation, biological process: mitochondrial respiratory chain complex III assembly. Lineage: Eukaryota; Metazoa; Chordata; Mammalia; Carnivora; Otariidae. Gene Ontology annotation, cellular component: mitochondrion. The record is from RefSeq and is a predicted model, not a curated record.